Molecule: messenger RNA, 1294 nt
Organism: Dipodomys ordii (Ord's kangaroo rat)
Lineage: Eukaryota; Metazoa; Chordata; Mammalia; Rodentia; Heteromyidae
Gene: Cfap73
Product: coiled-coil domain containing 42B
Biological process (GO): spermatid development
Source: RefSeq, a predicted model, not a curated record
GUUGUGCCCCUGGUUGCCCAGGCAACCGGGGCAAGCUGCACUGGUUUCUGGGAGUCCCCGCAAGCUGCACGCUGCUGCCGUCCCCCCUGCGACUCCUCGCACCCCCAGGGGGAGCCGAGCCCCUCCAGAUCCCCCCAAGCCACCGCGAGGCGGGCAGGGCCGGGACGAUGGUCCUGUCCCGGAACUCCCCUAUGGCCUUGCAAGAAGGUCCUGGGUCGCCACCAGAGCAAACCGUGACCCGCUUCCCGCGGUGGCAGAGCCCCCUGGAGAAGAGGCAGGAGCUGGCGGAGGCCGACCAGAGUCUGAGGGCCCAGAAGGAGGAGCUCCGCGCGGCCACGGCGGCCCUGACGCAGCGCUGGGAGCAGCUGGGGCAGAAGGAGCAGGCCCUGAAGGGCUCCUUCGUGCGCUUCGACAAGUUCUUGCAGGACUCAGAGGCCCGGCGCGGCCGCGCGCGAAUCCGGACCGGCCGCCUGGAGGCGGAGGCACUGCGCCUGCGCGCCCAGCUGGAGGCGCUGCGGCGGGAGCGCGCGCGGCUGCAGAGGCGGCUGCGGCGCCUGGAGCCCUGCGCGCGCCUGCUGGAGCGAGCGCUGGAGCAGCUGCCCGAGUUCCAGGACGUGCCCGCGCUGGUGGCGCGCGUCGAGGGGCUGGCGGACGCGCGGGCGGCGCUGCUGCUCGCGGAGGCGGAGCGGCGCGCGGAGCUGGAGGCGGCGCGGGCGGCGCUGCGGCGGCUGCGGGAGGAGGCGCCCGAGCUGCGGCUGCGGCAGAGCCAGCGGCGGGCGCAGCUGGAGGAGCAGCUGGAGGCGGCACGGGGGCGCCGGCGGCAGUGGGAAGCCGAGUGGGCGCAGAUCCAGAGCAAGGCGGCCGAGAAGACGCUGCUGCUGGGGCGCCUGCGCAUGUCGGCACUCAGCCUGUACCAGGCGGUGUGCCUGCACCGGGGGCAGCGGCCCGCGCUGGACCUCGAGGACACGGAGGGGCAGCUGGAGCAGGUGAAGCUGUUCAUCCUGGAUCUCUCCGCCAUGCUGGCCAGCCUCCCUGAGGCCCAGCCCCCAGCCCCAGGAAAGGGGGUGGCCGCGACCACACGUGCUGUAGGAUUCAUGGAAGCCACACAGCGAACACUCAAUAAACGCAGGCCUUGGUGAUGGGGGACAAGGCUGUGUCUGCACCCCACCCGCCCUGUGGCCUGAGCAGAAGCACCGGCAAGGGGCCACCCUGGGCCCGUGGCUGGGGAGGGACCUCACAGCCCCAAACAAGUACCAGGGAGCCUGGAGCAGUGCGGAGGCUGGAGAGCUCUAGG